AUGCCUGAUGUGAUCGUCGAUGGUACGGUGGACGGGGUGGAAAUCCGGGAUAGACUGAAGCAGUUUGACCAGUCGAAUGCUCCAAGUCGGAGGGGUUCGCAGGCUGCGACGCCACCGAAGUCCGUUGUAGGAAUCGGAGGUAAAGUCGCGAAGCCGGAUUAUUCAGAAGCAAAGAUUGUACUGGCGAUGGUCGGAUUGCCAGCGAGAGGAAAGUCGUACCUCAGUAACAAACUCAUGCGCUACCUGCAGGCGAAAUACGAUGUGAAGGUGUUCAACGUCGGUCAACUAAGAAGAAGUCGAGCAAGGCAGAAGAAGCAGGAGAGUGGCAUCAAGGAAGACCAUACCGCGGCAUAUUUCAGUCAUGACAAUGUAGAGGCUACUAGAUUGCGAGACCAGCUAGCGAAUGACAGCCUUGAGAUGCUUAUAGCUUGGUUGAAACAGGGAGGCAAUGUCGGUAUACACGAUGCCACAAACAGUUCUCGCGCCAGAAGGGCACAGAUUGAAUCUCGGGUCGCAAAGGAAAAGGGCAUCGUGGUGAUCUUUCUUGAGUCUGUUUGUGACGAUCCAGCCAUCAUCGCAGCAAAUGUCGCACUCAAAGUCUCCUCCGGCGAUCCGGACUACAAGGACAUGUCGCCCGAGAAAGCUAAACACGAUUUCCUUCGGCGCAUCGAGCAGUACGAGAAGGUGUAUGAGACAAUCGACGAGCCUCAUCUGAGCUAUUUCAGGAUCACCAAUGUGGGGAGUCAGGUCACGGUUUGCAGGAUACAUGGGUAUCUACAGAGUCGGAUUGCGUUCUAUCUGAUGAACCUCCAUCUUAAGCCAAGGAGCAUCUACUUGUCCAGGCAUGGAGAGAGUCAGUACAACGUGGAAGGGAAAAUCGGCGGUGACGCUCCUUUGUCAGACAGAGGAUUAGCGUAUUCCAAAGCCCUACCAGCUCUCAUCACAGACAACAUCGGUGAUGCUCCCCUUACGGUCUGGACAUCGACACUCACAAGAACAAUUCAGACAGCAGAAAAUCUUCCGUAUACGAAACUGACGUGGAAGUCCCUGGACGAGCUGGAUGCGGGUGUCUGCGAUGGCAUGACUUACGAAGAGAUCGAGCAAGCGUAUCCGGAGGAUUUUGCCAAUCGGGAUGACGACAAGUUCAACUACCGUUACCGAGGAGGCGAGUCGUACCGGGACGUGGUAGUUCGUCUUGAGCCUGUUAUCAUGGAACUUGAGCGUCAAGAGAAUAUCUUGCUCAUCGGACAUCAAGCCAUUAUUCGUUGCCUUUACGCAUACUUCCACAACCUCCCUCAGGCUGAUCUGCCUUACAUCAAGAUUCCCCUGCAUACAGUGAUCAAGCUCACGCCAAAAGCCUACGGUUGUGACGAAGAGAGGUAUGCUCUACCCAUCGGCGCCGUCGACACCCACCGACCCAAGCCAAAGUCAGGCGGACCACAUCUGCCACCAUCACAUUCGGGCAGAGAAUAUUAUGGCGACGCUGUCCGAUAG
Molecule: messenger RNA, 1494 nt
Organism: Stereum hirsutum FP-91666 SS1
Lineage: Eukaryota; Fungi; Basidiomycota; Agaricomycetes; Russulales; Stereaceae
Product: bifunctional 6-phosphofructo-2-kinase/fructose-2,6-bisphosphate 2-phosphatase
Exons: 14
Coding region: 1-1494 (497 amino acids)
Biological process (GO): fructose 2,6-bisphosphate metabolic process; fructose metabolic process
Cellular component (GO): cytosol
Molecular function (GO): fructose-2,6-bisphosphate 2-phosphatase activity; ATP binding; 6-phosphofructo-2-kinase activity
Source: RefSeq, a predicted model, not a curated record